Paramecium sonneborni is the source of this 233-nucleotide messenger RNA. The record is from the annotation of a GenBank genome assembly. Lineage: Eukaryota; Ciliophora; Oligohymenophorea; Peniculida; Parameciidae.
UUUUAGAAGAAUUAUUUCUUUAAGAGGCUUCCAUUGAUUCAAUGGAUAUAAUAUCAAUGAAUUAUAUUAGUUUGUAGAUAUAUGGUUGAAAUUGGAAAAAAUCAGAGAUAAUAAAUUUUUCAUCAAGAUCCAGCAAUUCCUCCCCCUAUUCAAGUAAAAAAGGCUUCAAAAAAAGAUAUAAACAAACGACACUCAAGAAGAGAUCGAGAAACAAUUCGAGUUUGAACAUAUAA